UUAAUCAGUGAAGCGCUUGACGUCAACAAUGGUGAAAUAUUGUUGCGUUCCACUUUGCGGUCGUUUUGGGGGACACAAAUUUCCCUCAGAACCAAAUUUAAGAUUAAAAUGGAGAGUUGCAAUAAAGAGGAUGGAUCAGAAGACAAAAAAUCUAUGGAAUCCUGGAAAGGAGGACAUUGUGUGCCAUGCACACUUCACCGAGCAUGACUACAAAGACACAGAGUCAGGUGAACGAAGUCGACUUAAACAUGGAGCUGUCCCUUCUGUGUUUGAUUUUAAGUGCACGGGUACAAAGACUUUCCAAGAGACAGAAAGAUCAAAGCGGAAGAGGCUGCGAGGCUACACUCAACAGACUGUUCAAGACACUCCUUUUACCACAGAGGUACAGAUGGAUGAUAUGGCUGUACAUGAAGUUGUCCUGGAACAGGCACCUUCUGAUACAUCAUCUGAGCCAGAAUAUCUACGAGCUGAGUGUGCAACAGCUGAAAAGGAAGUUCAGUGUGACAUUCCUACACUGGGCAAAUUUUCAAUUGAAGGAAUGAAGCUUGACAGUAAGAUGAUUUCCUAUUACACUGGCUUAAAUGGCUAUGAGCAUUUCAUGCUCAUCUUUAACAUUCUAGGACCAGCAGCUUUUGAUUUGAAUUAUAAAUGUGCUUUGUUAAGCCCACAAGACCAGUUUUUUUUAACUUUGAUUAAACUCCGACAAGCAAAAGAAGAUGUGGAGCUUGCUAUGCUUUUUAAGGUUUGUGAGUCAACUGUUUCAAAGAUUAUAACAACUUGGAUCAACUUUUUGUAUUUUCAAUUUAAGGAGCUAGAGGAACAAUUCUGGCCCUCAAAGGAUAUCAUUAAGGAACACAUGCCAACCGAUUUUGCUAAAAAGUUCCCUAAUACACGCAUCAUCUUGGAUGCAACCGAACAACCGAUCCACAAACCCUCAAAUCUUGAAGCUCUGUCCAAAACAUGGUCCUCAUAUAAGCACAAAAAUACCCUUAAAACCAUGGUUGGUAUAACUCCCAAUGGAGCAGUAUCUUAUAUAUCUUCUGCUUAUGGGGGAUCCGCAUCAGACCGACAAAUUAUUGAAAGGUCUUCCUUAAUAAAUGAAGCUAAAUUUGAUGCUGGUGACAGCAUAAUGGCAGACCGUGGAAUAUUAGUUCAAGAUUUAUUUGCAAAUCAAAAUGUUUGUGUUAACACCCCUACUCUUCUAAAGGGUAAGAGUCAGCUUAGCCCCGAAGACAUAGUAAGAGAUAGAAGAGUUGCUUCUAAACGCAUUCAUGUAGAGAGGGUGAUUGGUCUUGCCAAGAGGUUUAAGAUUUUGAAACACGAGCUACCAAUGUCGAAAGUUCCCUUAGCUUCCAGAAUUGUGUACAUCUGUUUUAUUUUGUCCAAUUUCAGAAAUUGUAUUGUUGAUAAAAGUGCCUGA
Molecule: messenger RNA, 1420 nt
Organism: Saccostrea echinata
Lineage: Eukaryota; Metazoa; Mollusca; Bivalvia; Ostreida; Ostreidae
Exons: 2
Coding region: 29-1420 (463 amino acids)
Source: RefSeq, a predicted model, not a curated record